CAAAAUCCCGCCGAUUGCCGCCGGCGCUCGGUUCUCCGUUCCGACGGCGUUUUCUCAGGCGAAUUUCACGCUCUCAGAACUGGAAACUUCUGUACGUAACUUCGUCGUUAAUAAACUUCUGGAGGCUGAGAAAGGGAAGUUCACAAGAACAUAGGCAUGGAUAGAGAAGAAUUGAUUUUAGGGAGGGAAAAUCGAAUUGAUGAUGUCAGAUGGCUUUGCUCGCUAACUGAUUCUGAACUUGAUUUUUUGAUUAGUUUGAAAGUGUUGAUCAUACAAAAUGCAAAGAAAAUUGGUAAUGAAGCUUUGGCCAAGAAGUUUGAUUUGAAGUUUCUUCGUGCUCUCAGUUUUAUUUUGAUGAACAAACUUAAUGGACAACUCAAAGACAUAUCAACCACUCUCAGUUCUCGUGGAUCUUCGUUGCCCUUGGAUGAAUGUAACUUGUUGAAGUUUGAUCUUGAUGAAAGUUUCGAUAGCUUAAGUAUUGAAGAGUUGAGCGCCUAUGUUUGCAGCGAUAGGAGGAAGAGAGUCAAGUCCAUGUUGUUUGAAGACAUCCCUCCAAGUCAGAAGCAGAGAACUGAGAGCUAAACUUCAUGGAUUGUUGCACAGGCGUAGCAGGAUUUUUCAAGAAAUGUUAAUGGUAGAAAAUAUUUAUUUUUGUAACCCACUAUUUUUUUUGAUUGAAUUACACUAUGUCAGCGACUACAAAUUUGAAUGCAAGAGCAAUUUUUUUUCUUA
This is a messenger RNA of Ipomoea triloba (trilobed morning glory), 735 nucleotides long. RefSeq lists its product as uncharacterized. The record is from RefSeq and is a predicted model, not a curated record. The coding region runs from base 157 to 585 and encodes 142 amino acids. NCBI's taxonomy places the organism in Eukaryota, Viridiplantae, Streptophyta, Magnoliopsida, Solanales, Convolvulaceae. The transcript is spliced from 5 exons.